Molecule: messenger RNA, 1688 nt
Organism: Nelumbo nucifera (sacred lotus)
Lineage: Eukaryota; Viridiplantae; Streptophyta; Magnoliopsida; Proteales; Nelumbonaceae
Product: uridine 5'-monophosphate synthase / UMP synthase (PYRE-F) (UMPS)
Biological process (GO): 'de novo' UMP biosynthetic process; 'de novo' pyrimidine nucleobase biosynthetic process
Molecular function (GO): orotate phosphoribosyltransferase activity; orotidine-5'-phosphate decarboxylase activity
Source: RefSeq, a predicted model, not a curated record
AGAGCCACUGAGGGUGAGGGUCUACCGAGGGAGCGAGGCAGAGUGAGAGAGGUCUGAAUCAUCGACAAUGGAGUCUUUGGUUCUGCAACUCCACGAAAUCGAAGCAGUGAAGUUCGGUAACUUCAAGCUCAAAUCCGGCAUCUUUUCCCCAAUCUACAUCGACCUUCGCCUCAUCGUCUCCUAUCCAUCUCUCCUCCAACAAAUCUCUUCCCUCCUCCUCUCCGCCGUCUCUUCCACCACCUUCGACCUUGUAUGCGGCGUCCCUUACACCGCUCUCCCCAUCGCUACAUGCGUCUCUAUAUCCAACAACAUCCCCAUGGUCAUGCGUCGCAAGGAAAUCAAAGACUACGGCACCUCCAAGGCCAUCGAGGGUGCGUUCAAGGAGAACCAAAUCUGUCUCAUCGUCGAAGACCUCGUCACCAGCGGUGCUUCCGUUCUUGAAACCGCCGCCCCGCUUAAGGCGGUCGGGUUGAAGGUUACGGAUGCUGUGGUGCUUAUCGAUCGGGAGCAGGGAGGGAGGGAGAACCUCGCUGAGAAUGGAAUCCGACUGCAUUCCAUUAUUAAGCUGAAGGAAAUGAUUGAGAUAUUGAGGAAGAAUGGUAAGGUGUCGGAGGAGAUGGAAAAGCAGGUUAAGACUUUCUUGGAAGAGAAUCGCGCGGUUUCCGUUCCGGCGGUGGCGCCGCCGGAGAAGGCCAGAGUUAAGUUGUCGUAUUCGGAGAGAGCAAAGAUGAGUAAAAAUCCAACAGGGAAAAAGCUUUUUGAGGUAAUGGUUGCCAAAGAGAGUAACCUCUGUUUAGCUGCUGAUGUUUCAACUGCUGCAGAGCUACUUGCCCUUGCAGACAAGGUUGGACCAGAGAUUUGCUUAUUGAAAACCCAUGUGGACAUAUUGCCAGAUUUUACCCCUGAGUUUGGCUCCAAGCUUCGCUCAGUCGCAGAUAAACACAACUUCUUAAUCUUUGAGGAUCGUAAGUUUGCUGACAUUGGAAAUACUGUGACUAUGCAGUAUGAAGGAGGUGUGUUCCGCAUUUUGGAUUGGGCAGAUAUAGUUAAUGCUCACAUAAUCUCGGGUCCAGGAAUUGUGGAUGGUCUAAAGUUGAAGGGCUUGCCCCGUGGCAGAGGCCUACUACUGCUUGCAGAAAUGAGCUCAUCGGGAAACCUUGCCAAAGGAGACUAUACAGCUGCAGCUGUGAAAAUUGCUGAAAUCCAUUCAGAUUUUGUCAUUGGCUUCAUCUCAGUCAACCCAGCAUCAUGGCAAGGUGGACCAGUAAAUCCAGCACUUAUCCAUGCAACCCCUGGAGUUCAAAUGGUUGCUGGAGGUGACACACUGGGCCAGCAAUACAAUACUCCUUAUUCUGUUGUCUAUGACAGAGGAAGUGACAUCAUAAUUGUUGGACGUGGGAUUAUUAAGGCUGAAAACCCCGCUGAGGUUGCUAGAGAUUACCGUCUUCAAGGAUGGGAUGCAUAUAUGGCCAGAUGCACUUAAGAAUCCUUGGUCUGAAACCAACGUAUUCUAACUUGCAUGAUUUUGCCAAGGAAUAAUUGAAUUGAAUGUUUUGCUCAAUUUAUUGCAUGGAACAUCUAGCAUAUUGGAGCCAUUGCAUAUACACCAAUACCCAUUUGGGUGUUGGAACUCUCGCAUUCAAUUCAUAAUGAAUCCCAGAUGUGGUGAGAAAUCAAAUGUAGGCUCA